This is a messenger RNA of Anoplopoma fimbria (sablefish), 884 nucleotides long. Its product is annotated as tumor necrosis factor receptor superfamily member 14-like. The record is from RefSeq and is a predicted model, not a curated record. Gene Ontology annotation, biological process: negative regulation of alpha-beta T cell proliferation; positive regulation of peptidyl-tyrosine phosphorylation; defense response to Gram-negative bacterium. Gene Ontology annotation, cellular component: external side of plasma membrane. NCBI's taxonomy places the organism in Eukaryota, Metazoa, Chordata, Actinopteri, Perciformes, Anoplopomatidae. Gene Ontology annotation, molecular function: protein binding.
UCUGUUCAACGCCUGCUCGCAUUUUCUAGACGUGACGCAGUUCAUCUCGAGUGAACCUACUGCUAAACUAAGCUAAGCUAAGCUAACUAAACCUAGUUGUUUGCUUUGACUAUCUCCAGAAAAUGGCACUAUUGUCGCCAGAACGUAACGAGACGCUGUUCUAGAAUGUGUCAUCAUGUUUCCGACGCUGACUGUCUUUGGCGUUGUCGCCAUGUUCAUGACUCCAGGACUUUGCUGUUCACCUAAAGAAUAUCAGACAAGGGAUGGGCAAUGUUGUCCGAUGUGCCACGAAGGUACAGUUGUUCGAAGAGACUGCACUCUUCAGACAGGGACACGGUGCAAUCCCUUGCAGAACGGGACAUUUAUGAACAGACCCAAUGGCCUGAAUAAAUGUAACCCCUGCACCCCCUGUGACCAAGGUAACGGUCUCUUUGCCAAACAGGGCUGCACAGCAGCAACAGACACAGUCUGUCAUGUUGUAAAUGGAUAUUUCUGCAAGGCCUUGAUGGAUGAGUCAGGAUGUAGUUCUGCAGAAAAACAUACGCAGUGUGGACCCGGUCACAGGAUAAAAGCACCUGGAACCAGCAGAACAGACACAGUGUGUGAAAGCUGUCCGUCCGGCUAUUUUUCACUUGAUGGUGUGAAUUGUACAGUUUGGACUCUUUGCUCACAAACCCAAAUAAAGACCAAAGAAGGAACCAUGACCAGUGAUGUCAUCUGUGAAGCUGUUUCAAGACACCAUUACUUUCUUAUAGCUGCAUUAAUACUAUUCACAUUAACAGUUGCUGGGCUUUGGAUCAAAGGCGGACUAUCAUCAAAAAAAACAUUAGCGUCCUCGGACAUCUGACAGAAUGGCUCCAUCCUGUUUUUAUAUCCGGUCCUAU